AUGUCUGAGACGGAGAAGACGCUGGAAGAUUUGCGAGCUAAGAUCAUUCAGUCGAUGGGUGGUAAGCCCUCUGGUGCUGGAACUGGUACUGGUGCUGGUACCGGUGCUGGAACUGGUGCUGGUACUGGGAGUGGAACUGGUGAGUCGCGGAUGGAGCGGGACAAGGGUGGUCGCUCUGACAUGUCUCGACAGGAUCAUGGGAGAAGUACGCGGUAUAGCAACGAGAGGAGGGGAAACUACCAGAAUGCGGCACAGUAUAACAAUAAUAUGAGCCGUGAUGACUACUACCAGACCCAGAGAUAUAGUAGGAAUGCGCAAAGGAAUCCUAUCCAUCAAUACGGUGGAUAUAGACAAACGCAAAACCACGGUCAGAACCCAAACCAUAACCAAAACUACAGGUACCAGAACCAACCACAACAAUACACCAACCAAAACCAGAGAAAUAGGUAUAACAAUGGUAAUCCACAACCCAACAGUGUGCACAAACCACCCCACCAUCAAACCAAAAAGGUAGCAAACCUGGAUGACCCCAUUUUCAGGAAUAUUACAAAGAACAGAGCUGCAUGCCACAUUGUUAUUGAAAUAGAUGGGAAACAAGACAUAGAAAAGAUCAUAACGUUGCAGAAGCUUUUGCUAACAAAGAUUGAACAGUUAUUAGAGUCUCAAGACUUCCUCAAAGAUUUUUUUUUGAAACCUGUUUCUUUUCAUGAUAUAGAAGAACUGGAGUCCAAGGCAGUUUUGCACCUAGAGACCUCAGAGCCAGAACAAGCGUCUUUAAUUAUAGCGUGCCACAAAUUCCUCGUCAGUCAAUUAAAUGAACAACAGACUAUAACAAUUACUAGACCAGAAAACUACAUUGCUACAAAUGACAGAAUCAACAAAAUAUGUAACAAAGAUACCUUGUGCGUUGAGAACGUUGAAACUGGUGGAAGCACAAAGCAAGAGAUACUCGCGAACUUGAAAGCACCAAAAUCUGGUGACUUUGAUUUCAUGGAGCCAAUAUUUUAUAAAGAUAGCGAUAAUGAUGAUAUUAAAUUUACCAAACUUAUAUUGGUUUUACUCAAAAAUAGUGGUUCUGAGUCCACUAUUGAUUGGAAACUGAACGGCCAGAGUGUUGAAACUUAUAAGAUCAACGACAAUAGGGGAUUAUUUCAACCAAUUGAAGAACUGCAAUUUGAUACCUUACCAAAAUUAGCUACAAGUGAAGGCAGGAAACCGAAUGAAACAAUAAUAUUGUUAAACUGCAUAGACCCUAUGGAACUGAAAGAGAAAAAAAAUAUAGCUGAACUAAAGGAAUCACUAAAAGAGAUACUUAACUUUGAAAACUAUGAAUUGCAGGUAGCUAUACCAAGUGUAGACUACCGUAUUAACAUUGACCAUAUUAAAGAAUUAGCCGGAACUGUUUUUAUCAAGUUUCAAAACGAAGGCGAUGCCACUAGUGCUCUAAACGAACUCUCAGGCAAAAAAUUUAAUGGCCGAACUAUUCUAGGAACCUAUGCUAUGCAAUCAGAUAUUGAGACACCUGGACUACACAUUGAGUAA
Molecule: messenger RNA, 1542 nt
Organism: Nakaseomyces glabratus
Lineage: Eukaryota; Fungi; Ascomycota; Saccharomycetes; Saccharomycetales; Saccharomycetaceae
Gene: MUD2
Product: Mud2p
Molecular function (GO): RNA binding
Source: RefSeq, a predicted model, not a curated record